CCUGACGUGCGCGGCGCGUUGCGAGCGCGGAAUUGGAAAAGCCGACGAGAGGAUGAAACCAAGGCCUUCACAGUAUCUCCAGUUAAUCGUGUCCGUCGCCGACAGAGCUAACAUACGUGGGUGGGGAUCAAUUUCUAAGGAUUCUGAUAUAAAAUGAGCUUUGUGAGCGUCACCUUUCUGGUGUUCUUCGAUAACAUGAACUAAGUGACACGCCGCCGUAAGUUGGGCCCUCACGGCGGGCCUCUAGCUAACCUCCUCUCCCUUUUCCGGCUUUUCUACAGACCGUCGGUAGUUACUGAAUGUGUGUCCCUCACUGGACAAAAUGUCCGGCUUCAACUUCGGAUCAGGGACGCUCGGCGCCGCUAACACCGGCGGUGGGUUUGCGUUCGGAGCCCCGGCCAGCACGGCUCCUGCAGCAAGCACCAGCGGCUUCAGUUUUGGGUCUGCUCUGGGUGCAGCAACCCCUGCUGCCCCCGCCACCACCACAACCACCCCAGCGCUUAGCCUGGGAACCACGCUCUUCAGCCAAAAGCCUGCUGGGGGCUUCUCUUUCAACACACCUGCGUCAAGUGCUGCUGCUCCAACUGCUGGCCUUACGUUAGGUGCCACAGCUGCCCCCAUGGGCUUCAGCUUGGCCUUCAAUAAGCCUGCUGCUUCAGCUGCCCCUUUUUCCCUCACGGCCACCACCACCUCCUCGGCCCCUGCUGGAACAGGUCUAACGUUAGGCUCAGUUUUGACCUCCACUGCCCCACAGCAGCCUGCGGCUACAGGCUUCACCCUUGGCCUUGGUAGUACAGCAGCCACAACAGCAGCCACAACGGGCCUGUCCCUCGGUGGGGGUCUCUUCUCUAACACAGCCUCCACUGGUUUGGGCCAGACCACUUUAGGAGGAGCGGGGUUGACGUUGGGUUCUCUGAUUGCCACUUCUACGGCUGUGUCAGCUGCCCCUGCACCCAGUAUCGGCCUGGGUGGGGUCGAUUUCAGCACCUCUGAGAAGAAGAGCGACAAAUCUGGCGCUAAUCCCCAGGAUAGCAAAGCUUUGAAAGAUGAAAACCUUCCUGCAGUCAUUUGUCAGGAUGUGGAGAAUUACCAGAAGUUUGUGAAGGAGCAGAAGCGGGUCCAGGAAGACAUUUGCAGGAUGUCUUCUAAGGCCAUGUCUAAUGUCAUGGAUGACAUCAAAAUCCUCAAACAGCAGCUCUCUGUCAGUGCAAGUGGCCUUCAGAGGCAGGCACUCGCCAUAAACAAGCUAAAGAUGGAGACAGCACAGGAGCUGAAGAAUUCUGAAAUAGCACUGCGGACACAGAACACCCCCCUUGGUCUUCAGCAUGAGAACACAGCCCCAUCAGAUUAUUUCCGUAACCUGGUGGAGCAGUUUGAGGUGCGGUUGCAGCAGUACAGGCAGCUGAUAGAGGAGCUGGAGAACCACCUGACAACACAGAGCAGCGGUUCACACAUCACUCCUCAGGACCUGUCUUUAGCCAUGCAGAAGUUGUACCAGACUUUUGUUGCACAGGCUGCUCAGCUCCACACCGUUCAUGAAAAUGUCAAGAAAUUGAAGCACCAGUAUCUGUCCUACCGCCAGGCCUUCCUGGAUGACUCCACUGACGUCUUCGAAUCCAAACGGGUAUCCAACAGGAAGUGGCAGAGCGCGCCACGUGUCACCACUGGGCCGGCCCCGUUCUCCAGCGCGCCCAAUGCCGCAGCUGUUGCUAUGGCGGCCACGCUGACCCAGCAGCAGCAACCUAAUCCAGGGACCCAGGCACCCUUGGGGGCAGGGUUUGGAAACCCCUUUGCAUCAGGAGUGGGUACUAGCUUGGGCUCUUCCAGCCUCGGAGGUUUUGGUGGUGGUCCAGGGUUUGGAGGGGUAGGGACAGGGGGUUCUUCUUUCGGCUUCACCGCCAGUAAGCCCACAGGAGGCAGUCUGAGUGCAGGUUUUGGUGGCAGCAGCACCUCAGGCUUUAACUUCAGUAACCCUGGCAUCAAUGCCUCAGCUGGCCUGACCUUCGGUGUGUCCAAUCCCCCAGCCACGGGCUUCGGCACAGGAGGGCCCCUACUCCAGCUCAAGAAGCCUCCUGUUGGAAACAAGAGGGGCAAGAGAUAGAACCAACAAAAGAUGUGGACCCCAUGACUCACAAGCUUGGAGUUCAUAGAGUUUAGAGCCUGGCCUCCCGAAAGCAAAAUUUGUAUUAAACAUCACUAAACAUCGACUGAAAAUACAACAAACAUGAUCAUGUGGCUAUGAUAAAGAGGCAAUAUUUUUAAAGAAUUAUUAUAGAGAUUUGAUUGGAAACACUAAAAGAAGGGGAGAAAUUAAUCUCACUUGUUAAAUGAAUCACUGAUACUCGCCGAUUAAACAAUGACAUCCAGAGGAAAAAAACAACAAAACUCAAACCACUGGUUGGAGCUAGGAUCAUUUUUAAUUGAUUUGAUCCCAUUGUUGGUCAUCUAAUCUUAUGAAUUGCCCCCAAACUUUGUUCAUGUAUUAUUGUCAUCAUCGAUACUUGUAACUUAUUUAUACAUGUUAUUCAUUCUUCUAGUUUGGAAAUGUGCUUUGAAGAAUGUUUUUAGGUGAGGUUUUCGAAACAAAAAUUAUCCUCAUUUUGGGUCCCUAAACCAAUUAGAUAAUGGUACUUUGUGACUCUUGUGAUUCUUUCCUUUAGAAUUAUGAGCACCAAAAACUUAAAUGUUCAAUUCAGUGAGUGAAAUGUCAGAUUUAAGACGGGUACCUUACCAGCUUUGAGACACAGGAGACGGGCGUUGUUCCCUCCAGUAUGGAAAAUGGGAUAAGUCAAUUUAGAUGACAAUGUGGGGAAAGUGGUUAACAUUUGCAUAAUUGGUAGUAUAAAUUUGCCCAUUUGCUUUGCCCAAGAACUGUUGCCUGUAUGUCAUGGCCUUUAGCACUGUUAACACUUUACGGACUGGCAGGAAUAGACAGAAUUAUGAAGUAGAUUUUUUUUCUCUCUCCUGUGAGCAUCUGCUUUAGUCUGGCUGUGAUACAAGUUUGAUUUCAUUUGCUCUCGGGGAGUAACUUUUUUCCCAUAGCAUGUAAGACUCAGUCAAACCCAGAAAAUGACUAGAAUGAUGUUCAAAUGAUGUUUUUAUCCAAAUCUUGUCCAGAGAGAAUAAGAAAUGGCAAAGGGAAUUGAGGUCACGGUGUAGUAUUGAGGUCCACGUUGUGGUCCAUGUCCAACGUUUAAGUACAUUAUGAUUCUUGAUUCUUUUAUAGCAACAGGAAAGGAGUCUACCGGGUGGGCUUUGGGGGGAAGCAGUUUUAUUUUUGUAUUUUGUAUAAGUGGAUAACUAGAUGAAUUUGGGAGGGGUAAAGGGGACUAAAGUAUCUGAAAAAAAUCUAUCACUAAGUUCACAUAACCUGUGCUUUCCUUGGCGUCCAAACUCGUCUUUCCUUCAUUUCUUUUUAAGUGCAUUUUCUGUACACCUGUGAGUAUGUGUGAAAAUGCACAACUUGGGGAGAGAGAAGUUGCUGUACUCUUGCGCUACAUGACUACCAUUUAGAUUUAACUUCAGCCUGAAAGGGAUUUAAUAAACAGAUUUCUUUUUUCUGUUCAAAGUACCCAGCUAUGUAUGUGUGCUGAAAUUUGCACUUGACAGCUUGUGUAUGAACUGACAGUGAUCGUUUGAAUGUGCAUGCUGUACAAAUAUGAAUUCUUUUCUCUGUCAUGGUAAAUUGUGGAGUUUCCCGCACCGUCUGUUACCAAAUACUUGUGUUAAUAAUUUCAAUCAAUCACUGUCUGUGUCAACCUGUAUUUUCAAAGAUUUGUUUGAUAAUAAAAUCCCUCCAGAUGGUUGUUUGCCUGUUCAUACAUGUUCAUUUCAAUAAAUGUUUUGACACAAAAACCAACUUGU
Molecule: messenger RNA, 3864 nt
Organism: Lampris incognitus (smalleye Pacific opah)
Lineage: Eukaryota; Metazoa; Chordata; Actinopteri; Lampriformes; Lampridae
Gene: nup58
Product: nucleoporin 58
Exons: 14
Coding region: 323-2101 (592 amino acids)
Biological process (GO): nucleocytoplasmic transport
Cellular component (GO): nuclear pore
Molecular function (GO): structural constituent of nuclear pore
Source: RefSeq, a predicted model, not a curated record